This is a messenger RNA of Chironomus riparius, 11790 nucleotides long. NCBI's taxonomy places the organism in Eukaryota, Metazoa, Arthropoda, Insecta, Diptera, Chironomidae. The record is from the annotation of a GenBank genome assembly.
UUAAUGUGUUAUAAAAUGAGAAUUUUUACAAGAAAUAAUGGAAAUAAAAAUUGUGUAUACAAAAAUUUAAUAAAUAAUUAAUCACCUUAAAUAAUGAAAAACUUCUUCUGGUCACAAAGUGAAAAUGGAAUAAAAUUUAUUGAAAUAAUUUUCUUCAGCAUAAAUCAGAUAAACAAGUCGAAAAUAAUUGUGGCAAGAAAGCAAGGCACAGAAGCAGAAGUAGGAAGAUAGAAAAUUUGAUUUCGAAGCAAUCAUGCGAUCGAAGCAGCAACCGAGACCCUCAUAUCGUUGGAUAAACAACCGAGAAGAAAACGACGAAGGUGAAGAGGGCGUAAAUCUAAAUGAAAAUAAUGAUGCCCAGAAGGAUGAAUUGUCAACAGGAUCAGCAAGUCCAUCAUCAAGUAAUUCCUUGGAGGUGCCAGAAGUACAAACAACCACAACAUCAUCAUUAAUCAAAUCUAAAGCAACAAUUCCACGAUCGAAAGAUGCUCGUAAUCGUCUCGCCACACAAUCAGCAGCUGCUGCUGCAUUUUUAUUAUCGUCAUGCCGUCAACAAUCAAAUGAAUCACCAUCGCACGAUGAUUUAGAGCAAAACAUACCUGUCACAUUAAUUGAUCAUGAAACCGGACUCAAACGUGAAAUGGCCAGCCCACGAUGUCAAUCGCGAGACUCAUCAAGCGGUCGUUGUCCAUCUGAUGAAUCUGUUUAUUCAGGUCGUGGUGGUAGCGGAAGUGGCAUGGGACAUAAUAGUGGAUUAAGUCCCGUUUCCAUGACAUUGCCACCAAAUAUACCUCCAUCAUUACUUCCACAACAUUCAGCUGCUAUGGCUGCAUAUUUAAAUGUUGCAGCCGCUGCUGCAGCACAACAAAACAGAUUAUUAUUGGCAUCGCCAUUAAGACAUUCGAUGCAUCGUGAACGAUCUAAUUCUCCAAUGGAUAAUGAUGAGCCAAUAUUGGAUUUUAGUAAGAAGAGAAAGUCAAGUUGCGAUCAAAGUGAUUCAAAUGACGAAAAUAAUAGUGAUAAUGAAGUUAUGAAAGCAGAUAGUAGUCCAUUAGAUUUGUCUGUGAGUACACGAAAGCGAACAACAAGUGAUGAAUCACCACAACACUCACCACGUAAAAUGCCACGUUCCGGACAUGAUUUUAAGUCAUCAAUUAUGACACCAUGGAAUACGCCUGUUACAGCAAACUUGCCAUUUUUUGCAAAUGCAGUUGCUGCAGCUGCGGCCGGUUUGUCACCAAAAACAAUAGCAAAUGAAUGGAAUGGUAAAAAUAAAUUGCAUUCAUCAAUGCCGAGUGAAGCGACAAAAGCAUUGGAGAAAAUGUCAGAAUUGAGUCGUAUUGGCGAUGACAUGUUCCGUUCAUCAUCAUCUGCAUCCUCACACAAUAAUCACGGUUCGAAUAAUAGUGGAAAUCGAGAAUCGUCAGGUGUGAGUGCACCAUCAGCCGGUCGACAUAGUGCAUGGCAAUCACACUGGCUUAAUAAAGGUGCUGAUACGGCAAAAGAUGUACUUAAAUGUGUUUGGUGUAAGCAAAGUUUUCCAUCGCUCGCCGCAAUGACAACGCACAUGAAAGAGACGAAACAUUGUGGUGUGAGUGUACCACCUCAAUCAAACACCCAUCAAUCAUCACAAUCACAACAAUCACAUCAACAUUCUCAAGGUGCGUCAUCCAAUUCAUCACACAAUUCAUCAUCGCAUACAUCAAAAUCGGAUUUAAAUUUACUUAUCAAAGAGACCAUGCCAUUGCCGCGCAAAUUGGUUCGCGGACAAGAUGUGUGGCUCGGAAAAGGUGCCGAACAGACACGACAAAUUCUCAAAUGUAUGUGGUGUGGACAAAGUUUCCGUUCGUUAGCUGAAAUGACACAUCAUAUGCAACAGACGCAACAUUAUACGAACAUUAUAUCACAAGAGCAAAUAAUAUCAUGGCGUUCUGGUACGGGUGGUGGAAGUAGUAAUAAUAAUAAUUCAAAUAGUGGCAACAAUAGUGGAAGUGAAUCAAAUUCGACUGAUAAGCCGUCUGGUGGAAAUGGAAAUAAUAAUAAUAAUAAUAAUACUAGUAGUAGUAAUAAUAAUAAUAAUAAUAAUAAUAAUAGCAGCAGUAACAAUAAUAACAAUAGCAGCAAUAAUUCAUCAAACCUAUCAAAUGCCGCUAGCGCAGCAUCAACAAAUAGUCAUGUAAGUGCCGUACUUACAUGUAAAGUAUGCGAUCAAGCCUUCACAUCGCUUAAGGAAUUGAGUAAUCAUAUGGUAAAAAAUGCACAUUAUAAGGAGCAUAUAAUGCGAUCAAUAACAGAAAGUGGAAGCCGUCGAAAGCAAACAAGAGAGAAGCGCAAAAAAUCGUUGCCAGUGAGAAAGUUGUUGGAGCUUGAACGUGCACAAAAUGACUUUAAAAAUGGCGAAAAUGUAAUGCUCAAUAAGCCAUUGAGAGAUAUCAGUGCUGGUCGUAUAACAUGUGAAAAAUGCGGUGAUAAAAUUGACACGGCACUAUUUGUUGAUCACAUAAGGCAAUGCAUUGGAAAUUCGGGUGCAAUGUCACCAGCGCAGAAGCUUAAAUCUGCACUCAUGUCAAAUACAAUAAUUCCACCUGAUUCCAUAAGUCCCGUAAACAGUCGUGAUGGUCGCAAAAGUAUAAGCGAUAGCGAUAUGACAUCACCAAAUUCCAUUCGACAAAGAUCACCCGUGUCCACAAAUUCAAUGGAUCUCACAUCAUCAUCGUCAGCAUUGAAGAAAGAUUCGAUUGAUAGUAAUAAUAAGACAUCAUCGCCAUCAGUACUUAAUGCCAUCGAGCAGCUAAUUGAGAAGAGCUUCGAUACGCGUCCGCGUCAUGGUUCCACAAAUUUCCCAAGUGUCAAUCAAAAUUCAACUUCAACACUCGGCUCAAGUAUUUUAAAACGUCUCGGCAUAGAUGAAAGCGUUGACUACACAAAGCCACUUGUCGAUGCACAAACCAUGUCAUUAUUGAGAAAUUAUCACUCACAGCAUCAAAACUAUUUAGCAUCACAGUUUACGAGAACAUCACGCGAGCGAAGUGGAAGUGAAUCAAGUUCAAUUUCUGAACGCGGUAGUAGCCGUGGUAUUGAUUCAUUGACGCCUGAAAAGAAGUAUGAUGGAACACGUGAAACGCCAGAUAAACAGCAGCAUCAUCAAGAGUCGGAUGAUGAUAAGCCGCUUAAAAUUAAGAGAGAAGUUACUGAUGAUGAUGAUAAGUCAGUCCUUAAUAGCAAUAAUAAUAAUUUAAAAAGGAAUGCAUCAGUAAGAAUAAAGAAGGAAACGAACGAUAUAGAUGAUGAUGAACAUAAUGUUGUGACACGCAACAGCUCACGUGAGAGUGCCAACCAUAAUAAUAUCAGUCAACAAAACGAGACUGAAGAUGAGGAUGAUAAGCCAUUGAAAUUGAUAAAAACAGCUUCAUUAUUGAAUAAUCGUAGUCCGCGAGCAAGUCCAUCAAGUCCAAUGAGUGAUCAUCAUUCAGUAGCAUCACGUUCGACACCAAAUGAAACAGCACCGUCGACUAAAAAAAUGACGGGUGGUGGUAGCCUUGGUGCAUUAUCCUCAAUGUUUGAUAGCUUGUCAAAUAUUGAAAAGCCAUCAAGUCAAGCUGAAAAUGGAGGUGGUAAACGAUCAAAAGCUCAUCCAUUGGCAGCACUCCAAAAGUUGUGUGACAAAACUGAAAAUACGCCAAAUACACGUUCGAAUAGUGCAUCAAUGACAUUGGCACCGUCACCAUCACCUCAACAGCAACACCAUCAUCAGCAACAACAACAUCAGCAGCAGCAGCAAAAUAAUACAAAUCGAGCGAAUGCAAUGUUGGCAUUCAGCUGGGCGUGUAAUGAUGCUGUAACCGGUGGCGAUGAAUCAAAUAUUAAAUGUGCAUUUUGUGAUACAACAUUCUCAUCGAAAGGCUCAUAUCGUCAUCAUUUAUCUAAAGCUCAUUUCAUCAACGAUGAUUUAAUAUCCGAUGCAAUAUCAUUAAAAUCAAAUUCCAAACUUCCACCGCCACAAGCCCACUCACCAAAAUCGCCUGUUUCAAUCUCACCAAAGUCAAAUGUAAGUGUGGAAAUGAAUCGUGGCAACGGACUGGCGAUGCUAUCGAAAAAAUCUCCUUCACCUGUUGGCAUUCAAUCAUCGUCGAAUGACCGUCAUAAUAAAUCAGAUUUAUCUGUCGCAACCUCAUCAUCAUCAUCGUCGGCAUUUGAUGAGAGUCCACAUUCAAAGUUCUUAAAAUAUACUGAAUUGGCAAAACAAUUAUCAUCGAAAUACGUUUGACAUUCCUAAAGAAAAUAUUUUUAAGCAGUAAGUUCUUAUAAAUAUAUGUGAAAUAAACAUGUUUUAGUGAUGUAUAAAGGCAGGCAGGCAGAUGAAAGAAUUAAGAUAAAUGAGGAGCAAUUAAAGUGAAAUGAACGGAUGAUGAGAUUGAUUUGUUUUGAUUUAAAUAUUAUAAUAUUGUAUUGGAACGGGUUCAUCAUCAUUGUUGGAACUAAAUCUGAGUACAUACUUACCACACAACUCUUGACUUUUUUUGGCUAUAAAGUAUCUCACAUUCUCCCACAACCCCCAAAAAAAAUUCUUAUCUCAUUCCUAUAACCCACAUUAGACUCACCUUGUCUUUCCACACAUCUUCCGUUCUACGAACUUCCUAUUAUGUGAGUAUAUAAAAAGAGUAUGCAUGUAGACAUACAAAUACAAUCUGUUGAAAUUUCUCUUUUUCUUCGGAAAAUUUAUUUUCCUUUUUUUUCACACACAUAAGCCUUGUCUCGCUGUGUGUUGUUCUGCUUCCCCCCACAAAAACACAUAACUUGGAAGGAAAAGAAGAAGAAAAAAAAAAUUAUUUAUUUAUUGUGGAAAGAAUACAUGAAGAUUCUUAGUUCCCUGCUACAAUCUUAUUUAAUGUGUGAGAUUGUCGGGAAAAAAAUUUGCAGACGGGCUUUGCCGAUUGUCUGUUGUUUAAGAGAUUUUUUUUUUUUUUUUGGGAAUUUGAAUCAAAUUAAGGUGAUGAGUGAUUUAGGGUUGUGAGGAAUUGAAUAUAGUUUUUGGGAUAAUUUGGAGAUAGACAAUGUGUUGUUAUAUUUUGAUUCAGUUUGAGAUAUUAUUUGAAGUAGCUGCUUUUGGAUGUAAAUAAAUUUUGACAUCUUCUUAAUAUCUUGUGAAGAUAUAAGUUCGAAUCUUAACAAUUGAAACGAGUCCUAAUAUUAUGUUUUAAAAAAUUUUGUUCAUUUUUGUGUUAAAUUUCAAAUUUUGUAUUUUGUUGAAUAGUUCUGCACUUCAUGACAGUCACGUUCAUGAAUAUACAGUCAUGAAUAGUCCUAAUAAUGAUAAAACAAUUAUAAAACAACUCAAAUAUACAUUUUGUCGUGAAUUCAAACAACAGAUAAUUAAAAUUUCAUUCAAAAGUCAAAAAGUCGUAAGUUUGAAUCUCAGAAAGAUCAAAAGUGUGGAUUGUUCUCAGUUCCUCUAGCCAAAAAUGAUCUUAGUUCAAAAAGCUGUUUAGCAAUCAUUAUUUUGAAUAUUUGAAUCAUUAUCAAGUUAAAUCUCACCAUCUUAAAGGGAUCGCUGAAUUAUUACAUCCGCAAGAAAUAAACAAUCAAUUCAUAAGAAGGCUUUCUAACCUUCUUCUCUAGAUGUCAUAAGUAAACGACCCCUCAAAAGAAGUAUCCGAUUCCAUACGAUGUAUAUGAGUAAAAGUAGCGAUCGUGAAAAAAGAUUUGUGCUUAAAAACCUUUUUUUAAAUGAAAAUUAAAUGAAAUGAAAUGAAACAAAAAAACAAUUACGGACGAAAAGAGAUGAAAAUUUUGUAUACAUGCAUUAACUGUUGAUAGAAAUGAAUAAUUGAUAAAAUACGAUUUAUAAAGAAAUAAUUCACAUGUGAUGCCACAUAUCUAAGAUUAAAUAAGAAAGAAAAAAACUUAAAAAUUAAAAAUACUUUUUUUUUUGUGGAUGAUGAAGGAAGCAAAAAAAAUGAAUAAAAAGAUGUUGAAAAAUAUACAAUUAAUUAUAAUUAACUUCGCUAUUAAAUGUAAUUCAUAAAAUGCUGUAAAUACGUAAGUCUAUUGAAUUGUGGAUAAAAUAAGAGAAAUAACCUCAAAGCCGGGUAUUUGAUGAAGACAAGAAAAAGAUGAGUUUUAUUGAGCAUCAUUUUUUGCAUGAUUUCCUUUAUGUGGAUUUUUAAAAAAUUAUUUCUUUUUCGUCUAUCGAAAUUUAAGCAAUGGCGUAGUCAGGGGGUGGAUUUUUGGAUAUAUCCUGGUCAUACUAGCUAUUAUUGCAUGGAUAUACCCAAAAAAUCAUCUCCAUUUGACCUCAUCGAGGUUAAACAAUUGGUAUUAAAAACCUAGCUACGCUCCUGCCUCCAAAUCAAAAUUAAAAUACUGCGAAAUUAAUCGCAAUUCCGUACAAUGGACAGAAAUUCAUGAUGAAGACGUCAAUAAAUAAAAUUUUAUUUCCAUUUUUUUCUUCUAUUUUCAUUUCGUGAAAGAUGAGAAACAAUUGUUAUACGAUUAAUAUACACACAUAUAAAAAAAGUUAAAUCUUUCUUCCAUUUAUUUCCACAAAACAGCAUUAAAAUGGUUGUUCAAUUAUGAUUUAAUAUUGAAAAAUUACUCUUUUUGCUCCCACUAUACGAAUUGUAACUUAUUUCGGUAAAAUGAAACAAAAAAAAAAGAAUUGUGAGAUGGAAAAAAAACAAUAAAAGCAACAAAAAAUCCAUAUUAAUUGAAACAUCGAUAUACUGUUGAUUAUAUGAAAAUUUAUACGUAUACGCAAUAAAUGAAAUUGAAACUAUACGAAAAAAAAAUAGUAAUAAAAAACCCUGCAAAAUUAAUUUUUUGAAACAGAAGUAUUCGAUCUUUCUGACACUUUUUUUUCAAUGCAUGUACAAGAAUAUACGAUGAAUAAGUUCUUUUUCGAAUGAUAACAAUUAUAUUUAAAAUAAAUUUUCAACAAGAAGUAAAAAAUUUGUAUACGGAAAAAAUAAGCAAAAAAAAAUUUCACAAUCUUCAAUUUUUAAUGUGCCAAAAAAAAUUAUGUUUUUGUCUUCUUUUAUCGGAAUUUUUUUGGAUUCUUUGGUAUUUUUCUAGUCUGGUGUUUAAGUUAUUGCCAUGUGGAAUAAGAUUUGAUCGAUGUUUUGAUGACAUGAAGUUCCUAGAUUUAAAUUUUAUUAAAUCAAGUUCGAUUCCCAAUGAAUUUUAUCAAGAUUGAGCCUAAAGUAGCUUAGUGGUCAUUAGAUCGAAUCCUGGUCAACCAUAAUAAGUUGUUUUCGAUUCAUAUAGACUCGAAAGUUAAACUUAGACUCAACUGAAUGUUCCCUAACAACGAAGUCGAAUAUAAAGAACAUUAAGCAUUGCUUUUGUCUGUUGAAAACUUAAAAUAUUCUUAAACUAAGUUCGAAUUUAGAGCUUUUAAUCAUAGUUCUAAGGUUUUUGCAAUUAUCUAGCAGAUUUUCAUUUCUAAAAUUGUUAAGAGACAUGAAAUCACAUUCUAGCACAGCUAAAGAUCUUCACUGAUCUUAACAGCAUCCAAUUUUAUCCAAUUCAAGCAGGAAAUCUGCAAAUAUCAUUCAAAAAUUGCAAAUUUGAUAAUUAAUCAUAUGCUAAAAGAUUCACAACUAGCAUCAAUAGUCAAGUCAUUAAACAAUCAGCUCAAGGAUGUCUCAAUGAGUCUACGGAACCGAUCUAAAAUCAUUAAAUUUAUAUCAUCUGUUAAGCAUAUUUGUAGUCCUCGAUUAAUACAUUUUCAAGCUAUUAAAUCAACACAAUCUGAUAGAUUUAUUAAUUAGCUAUAAAAUGGAACAGAAUUAGCAUACGACUUGAUAGCCAUAAAAGCUAAUGAUGAUUCUACAAGAAAAUUCGAUGUCAGCUAUAAAUCGAGUAUCAAAUUUGAUGACGAAACUUUCAUUUCAUGAAAAGCCACACGUUGAAUCAUCUUGUUAACCAUUUCUUUUUUUUUUUUUGGCAAUUAACACAUCACAAAACCACAAAUGAAUAACUUCCGCAUGGUGUAACAUUAAUUAAACACGACACAUCCAAAUACAGAUAAAUUUAUUUAUUUUUUUCAUUUCUUUUCUUCAUGCUCACAUCAAUUUGUAUUGAUCUGCAUUUACGGUCUUGAUAUAAAAAUGAGAUUCAAUAAAUUUCAUUUGGUGAAACUUGCAAUAACCUGAUUUAAUAACUUUUUUUUCUUUCAAUACAUAAAUGCGCAAAAGAUAUGAGCGAAAAAUAAUUACCUCUUCAUAAAAUAAGUAUAUUAAAAAAUAUGGAAAAAAAAUUACCUUGAGAAAAAAAAAAAUCAUAAAUAACAAAAAAAUUGCUAUACGAAUUGUCAUUGGAUGAUGGCGUUAAACUUUCGAAAAAUUAUUUUUAUUUGUUUCUUUCUUCUGCUUUUUUGAAGAGAAAUAAAAUGAAUAGUUUCGUGUCCAGUGGGGUUAAAGAGAUCACAUUUUUCGAUGGCUUUGUAUCCAAAAUUUUGAACUCUUUAUUUAUUGACAGCAUCUGGAGUACUUAUCAACAUGAAAAAAAUCUUGACAUCAUGUCAAGUGAAUGCCAGGUGGAAUGAAGAACUGAAAAUGUUGUCAAGCAGUUACCAUUUGGCGUUUGCUUGUCAGUUUUGUUGUUGAUUGUUGUUUUGCGAUGCAAAGUGUUAUUUUGAAGGAUUGAGGUUUUUUGGAUGGGAAUUUGGAGAGAAUUGGCAGGUUUAUUUAUAUUUGAAGCGAUUUUUGAUGCUUAAUUAUGAAAUAACAGCGAAAUGUCCAUGAAUCAGGAGAUUUUGUUUUGUAGGAACGAGUUUAAGGAUUUAUUCUGAUAAGUCUUUGCAAAAUUGAAAAUAAUUAUUGUUGGGUAUUUAAAAGCAACCCUUCUCCUGACGCAACCUAGAUCUACCGUGAGCUAUACAAAAAAUUUUACAUGAAGCUAAGUGAAGAUCACUUUAUACAAUGGAUAGCUAUGGCGAUCCUUGGCAUUCUUACUAAAGAUUACGCAUCCUUUUUAUUGCUUGUGCAAACCUAGUAUAGCUUGGACAACCCUAAUAAAGCUUGGACAACACUACAUUAGAUUAAAUAACCCUAGUUUAACUUGGACAACCCUAGUUAAGCUUAGACAACCCUAGUUAAGCUUAGACAACCCUAGUUUAGCUUGUGGAACCCUAGUUAAGCUUAGCUAGUCCUGGUAAAGCUAUGGCAAUUCUAGUAUAGCUUAAGAAACCCAUUUAUAGCUUGGGCAACCCUAAUAUAGCUUCCACAACAUUACUAUAGCUUAGGCAACCCUACUGUAGCUUGGACAACCCUAGUACAGCUAAAAAGAAUUUUAAAUUUAGAAAAAACUUCAAUUUUCUAGUAAAACUGUUAAAAAAAAUCGAAAAUUGAAAUAAAAUUCAAAUAAAAUAAAUUUAAAAAUUCAAUAAACUUAAAUUCACAUCUAAAAAAUCAUUUUCAAACCUCCAAAAAAAAGAUUUGCUUAAAUUAAAAGUCCAUCAAAAGCAAAGCCAUCCGAAACACCCACCGGACACAUAAACUGAAAAUUGACUUGACUUACUUAUAACAUUAUUAUAAAGAUAGUAAAUUUAAAAAAAAUAAAUAAAGAAAAAAAACUGCAAAAGAAGUAAAAUGAAAUUUAUUGUAAUGAUACAGUACUUUAAAUAUAAAAAUAAAUAAAAUUUAUAUAGAAAAGUAAAACUAAACUACAUUUAAACGUAAGCUAAACUAUUACGUUGAUAAAUUAAGAGAUAAUGAAAAGGCGAAAGAGGAGAAAAUGUGAAAAUAAUAAUAAUAAAAAAAAAUUAUUAAGACUUUUUAAUAUGUAAAUUAUUUACCAAUUAAAUUUCUUGUAUAUCGAGCAGAUGCAUAAGUUUCACAUAUUUGAUGAAAAAAACAAAAAAUAUUUAAUUAUUCCACAUCAAUAUUUAGAGAAUGAAUGAGAAUUAUUAUGAAAAAAAAAAUUAAAUCUUUUUUAUCGAAGAAAUGCUAAAAAAAUAUUUAAAACAAAAUUGCUGUGUAAAUAAUGGAAGUGAAAUUAAACAAAUUAUAAAGUUUUUUCACACAAAAAAUAAAUUGCAUUUAGAUACGCGUGUUAAGCAAAUUAAGUGAAACAAUUAAAUCAUUUUUAAAAUGAGGAAUCUUCAUUAACGUAUACGUAUUUACUGCUGGCAUUAAAAGAGUUUUAAAAACCACAAAAUACACAACAAAAUCUGUUUAAAGUCAUGUUUAUGAGACAUUUUAGAAUUUAUUAUGAUUAAAAAAAAGUAUUUUAAUUCUUUUUGGAAAAAAUAAAAAAAUAAAAUUUUAUUUUUGAUGAACUAAAAUUUAUUUUUUUUUUCGGUACUUCCAAUACAAAUGACAUGUUAUAGCCACUCUUAUAAUUUACAUAUUUCUGGAGAAUGAAAAAAAAAAAACAUUACGAUAAAAAUGAGAAUAUAUUUAUUAAUACGAUAAUGCAUAAAGAUCAUAAUUUAUUGGAUUAAAAUGAUAUAAAAAAAUUUAUUUUACCUUCAAGAAAUUAAAGAAUUAAAUGAUAAAUGAAAUUUAAUGAUAUUCACUUCUGGUCUGAAUCCAUAACUGUUUGGAUUCGAUAAAUAUUCAGUCAUAAUGAAGAGAUCUUUGUGGGAAUUUGCCGCGAUCGGCUUUAGUUUGGUUUUGUAACAGAAUAAGAAGACAACAUGAACUUUGGUUGAAGUCAAUUCGAACAUUUUCAUGAAGAAUCCAGCUAGAUUCAUGUUGAUUUUAAGUUCUAGGCGUUAAAGAAGAUUGAAGUUAAGUUCUUUGAUUAAUUUGAUCUGAAAUGGAUGUUCAAUCGAGCUAAGUUUGUCAAAAUUGUAUCAUGUAUACUUAAUAAGUAUGUGAUAUUGUUUAAAAGACUAAAGAUUACUUAAGGACAACAAAAGUCUAACCUAAUGACUACCUGAUGUAGAUUAUAUUUCAUUUAGAUCUCUGCAAUAGGUUAAUUCUUAGUAGCUAUACAAUAGUAGCUAUAAUUGAACUAUAAUCAACCUUAUAAGUACUAUAAUAGCUCUAGUAAGAUUUUAAAAUGUGUUAAAAUACAAAACCAGACUCUGAACCUGAUCCAAAAAUCAAAAUUACCAACCAAAAUGAUAAAAUUCAAAAUUCAUAUAACCUCAAAGGCAUCAUUAAAAUUCAUUUACAAAGUAAAAGCAAAAAACUUUAAUAAUUUAAGGACAUAAAUAUGUUAAACACCGUUAAAAAGACUUGAACACUGAUCAACCUAAAUAAACCUCGAUAGCUUGUCGAAACAUUAUCAAUUUAAUCCAAUUUAAUUAUAAUCCUUCAUGCAUUAAACAUACUCUUAAACAUACAAAAAAAAAAUUAUACGAUGAAGUGUAAAUUCAGAGAUACGAGAAACAAAAAGUGAGAUAUAAAAAAAUAGUAAAAACAAGUAUACGUUUGCGUACAUACAUCCUCCAAAUAAAAUAAAACUUUUUUGGCAGAAGAAAUGCAAUGAAAAAUUUAAAAAAAAAUUUUAUUAAAUACUAUCAAAUUUAAAAGGUAAUGAAAAUUAAAAAAAUAAAUUAUUUAAAUUCAUUUGAUUUCGAAUGCAAAACUUUUUGAGCAAAAAAAAUUCAAUUUACAUAAGAAAUCAUACUUAAAGAAGAUGCAAGCAAAAUUAAACAUUAGCUCCGCAAACAAAGUGACUCAAUUAAGUUUGAUGAUCAUUUCUGGGUGCAAUCUGAAUAAAAAAAAAGAAUUAAAUGCAGCUCAAAAAAUAAAUGAAAUAAAAAACUGUAAAUGUUAAAAGUGAAAAAAAAUUAACAAUAAAAUAUUGAAAAAUAUGGAAAAGAAAUAAAAAUAAUAA